This is a messenger RNA of Colletotrichum orchidophilum, 9132 nucleotides long. RefSeq names its product beta-ketoacyl synthase domain-containing protein. Gene Ontology annotation, biological process: fatty acid biosynthetic process; secondary metabolite biosynthetic process. Gene Ontology annotation, molecular function: oxidoreductase activity; fatty acid synthase activity; phosphopantetheine binding. The transcript has 9 exons. The record is from RefSeq and is a predicted model, not a curated record. Bases 1 to 9132 code for a protein of 3043 amino acids. NCBI's taxonomy places the organism in Eukaryota, Fungi, Ascomycota, Sordariomycetes, Glomerellales, Glomerellaceae.
AUGACUGAACCAAGCCCAAGUCCCAUAGCCAUCAUUGGCAUGGCAUGCCGUCUGCCCGGUGGCUCAGACAACCCAGACAAGCUUUGGAACAUGCUUUCCGAGGGACGAAGUGGCUGGCGUGAGAUCCCCGAAGACCGCUGGAACAGGGAUUCCUUCUACCAUCCAGAUCCCGAGGCAAAAGAGGCCGUCAACUUCAAGGGCCUUUACUUCUUGGACCAAGACAUUACUGCUUUUGAUGCACGCUUUUUCAACGUUCAUCCGCACGAAGCCCACUGCCUCGAUCCACAGCAACGCAUCUUAUUGGAGACAACAUAUGAGGCUCUGGAGAAUGCUGGGCAAACUAUUGCCGGUAUCAAAGGCUCUGAUACCUCGGUACAUGUCGGAGCCUAUGCUACUGACUUCGAACGCAUGGGUUACAAGGACACGGCAAGGACGCCAAAGGCCCACAUGAUUGGCACUGGAAUCGCAAUUCUCUCCAACAGGAUCUCCUACGUCUUUGAUCUCAAUGGCCCAUCCAGCACAGUCGACACUGGGUGUUCGGGAAGCAUGGUGGCCUUGCAUCAGGCAUGCCAUGGACUUCGAGCGAGGGAGUCAAAGAUGGCCAUCGUUGCCGGUACUCAACUAGUCCUCACCCCUGAUCAGAUCAUUCCUAUGAGCAGUGUCGGCAUGACAAAUCCAGAUGGCAAAUGCUACGUUUUUGAUAGCCGCGGCACUGGCUACGCAAGAGGCGAAGGCGUCGUCACUCUGAUUCUCAAGCGUCUUGAUGAUGCUGUCAAAGACGGCGACAAGGUCCAUGCCCUUGUCAGGAACUCUGGCCUGAACCAGGACGGCAAGACAGUAGGCCUCACGCUCCCCAAUCCCAUCGCUCAGGCGAAUCUUAUGCGCCUCGUAUACAAAAAUGCUGGUCUGGAUCCAGCAGAUACUGUAUAUGUUGAAGCCCAUGGAACUGGGACUCAGGCUGGUGACAGCGCAGAGAUAUCAUCAAUCGCGGAAGUCUUCUGCCCAGAAGGCCAACGCGAGGACGGCCUCUAUGUUGGCUCAAUCAAGUCAAACAUUGGCCAUCUAGAGGCUUCAAGUGGUGUUGCAGGAUUGCUCAAGGCCAUUUUAAUCUUGAAGCACGGAGCGAUUCCGCCCAACAUUGACUUCGUCGAGCCCAAGCCUACACUCCAUCUUGAGGAGCGCAGGGUCAAGGUUGCCACUGAAAUGAUUCCACUUCCUGACUCUACUGGUCACCGGCGCGUGUCUGUCAACUCUUUUGGCUACGGCGGAACAAAUGCCCAUGUCAUCCUGGAAUCUCUAGCCAGCUAUGAGAAAUUGAACGAAGUCUCAGCUCUGGCGAAACAAAAUGGCACCAAUGGCCAUACUAAUGGGCAUACCACCAAAGCAAAUGGCACCAACGGAUAUGCUGGAGUCAAGAGAACCGCUUCUGAUGACCAAAAAGCCAACGGGCUGAAUGAGAAAGACCAUGGCGAGCACGCAGACACUGGCACGGUCAACGGGAAAACAGACGAUAUACACGGCCCUCAGCUCUUCGUCUUGUCAGCUCGGUCCGAAACCUCCUUGCAGACCAUGGUGUCCAAUGUGCAAGGAUGGGUCUCUUCUCACAAGGAUACUUCCUCACUCUCUAACCUAGCUUAUACUCUGUCGAGACGCCGAUCAGAGUUGCAGUUCCGAUUCAGUGUCGCAGCGGCUACCCAUGAUGAGCUCAUCACACUCCUCGGACAGAAGCCGCGCAUCACCAAGGCAGUGUCCAAUUUCCGCUCCGUGUUCCUCUUCACCGGACAGGGAGCCCAGUGGCACGCCAUGGGCCGAGAGCUCACCAGGGACCAGCCGGUCUUCAAGGGAUCGAUGCUCCAGUCGGAGAAAAUCCUUAGACAACUGGGGGCAGAUUGGAGCCUGAUUGAAGAGCUCUCUAGAGAUGAGGAGAGCUCACGUGUUGCCCAGGCUGAGAUCUCUCAGCCCUCUACCACGGCGAUCCAAAUCGCUUUGGUAGACCUACUCAAGAGCUUUAACAUCUUUCCCAAUCUCGUUCUCGGCCACAGCAGUGGUGAGAUAGCCGCCGGCUAUGCUGCCGAGGCUCUGGACCACGAAACAGCGCUAGAGAUAUCGUACAGGCGCGGGUUCAUGUCACAAGCAUGCGCACGCCUCAUAUCGAGUAAAGGCGCGAUGAUGGCUGUCGGCCUGGGCGAAGAAGAUGUCGGAAAAUACGUCGAACAGACCCGGACGGGGCUCGUCUGCGUUGCCUGUGUCAACUCACCCGUCAGCACAACCAUCUCUGGAGACGACACUGCCAUCGAUGAGCUGAAGCAGAUCCUGGAUGAAGAGUCCAUUUUCAACCGCAAGUUGAAGGUGGAUACAGCCUAUCACUCUCAUCACAUGAAGAAGGUCGCAGCCGAGUAUUUCGAGUCUAUCGCCCACAUCCGGGUGCACGCUCCAAACCCCGCCAUCAAAUUCUACUCUUCUGUGGCCGUUGCACAUAAGACAUCUGGUUUCGAUGCUCAGUAUUGGGUCGAUAAUCUGGUGUCUCCAGUCCGCUUUGCCAACGCAUUGGAGCUGCUCUGCCGCACAGAGCUCGUGGGUAUAGAGCCGGCACCGCUCGCUUUGUUCACCGAGGUUGGCCCACACGGUGCCUUGGCGGGUCCUGUCAGACAGACUAUCAAGGGGCUCGACUUGGCUGGCUUCAAGUCAAGCUACCUUUCCACCCUGUCUCGAGGCCGUGAUGCUGCAAUCACCCUCCUGGAGACAGCAGGCAAGCUAUUCGAGUUUGGGUAUCCGGUUUCGCUGCAAGAGACGCUAGGUGGAAACCAGUCUGCAACACUGGUGGAUGAUCUUGCACCGUAUCCUUGGGAUCAUUCCACAAGCUUCCUCUACGAAUCGAAACUCAGCAAGGAGCAUCGCUUCCGUGCGCACCCACCUCAUGAUCUUCUCGGUCUACGGGUCCCGGGAACCACCAACCAAGAACCCACUUGGCGCAACCUGCUCGGCGUGGGAAGCCUUCCGUGGCUCAGUGAUCAUGUGGUUGAUGGCUUUGCCAUCUAUCCAGCCUCUGGUUAUCUUUCAAUGGCCAUAGAGGCAGUGCGCCAGAUCAGCAUCGACAGAAAAAUUCAAGGUGUUAUAUCUCAGGUUCAUCUGAAGAACAUCUCCUUCUCGAAGUCAAUCAUGAUCCCGGAACGACGCACAGACGGACUGACAUCCGAUGUCGAAGUCCUUCUCACGUUGAGGCCCACUAAGCAUUUGACCGACCGGACAUGGGAGACGUUCCGCAUCAUGGCCCUUUCCCCCGAAGAUGUAUGGCACGAGCACUGCUCUGGACACAUCAUGCUUGAGUGGGUGGCUAAGGAGGACGAAGUCGAGGGAUUCCGUGAAGAGAGCAUGACGACCUCGAGCCGCCUCAAGCACCUGCAGGACAUCAUAGCCGCGUGCGACACUCAGCUCAGCGGGGAAGAUCUUUACAAGAACUUUACCGAGAACGGCAACGUCUAUGGCCCUACGUUUGCCGGCAUACAGUCAGCGCAGAUCGGUUCUCAUGGAGCCAUCGCAGAGAUCAAGAUCCCGGAUGUGGAGAGCAUGAUGCCCAGAAAGCACCAGCAGGAGCAUGUCAUCCACCCGGCUUCGCUUGAUACUGUGUUCCAACUAGGCAUUCCUCUGUACCGGAGAAACGUUGGCAACGGCCCAGUGAUGCCUACAAGCAUUGACGACCUGACCAUAAACAGCGGACUCAGCAGUACCCCGGGGACUAGAUGGGUCGUGUGCUCCACCGUGAGCGAGAAGGGCUUCCGGUUUGCUAGUAUUAGGAUCAUGGUCUUCGAAGAGACGACCAGAGGUGCACCACUGGUACCCGUCGUGGACAUCCGUGGCGGCGCGCUUCGUUGUAUUGGUGAAGCUCCAGUUGAUGAGAAGACACUUCCGUUCUGUCGGAAGAUGAGCUAUGCUCUCGAGUGGCAACCCGAUGUCGACUUGGCUCCGCUACAGCAUCAGCCGAAUCAGCUGGUUGAGUAUCUUCAGCUUCUGGCCUUCAAGCAACCACGUAUGAAGAUACUGGAACUGUGUGCCGGAUCUGAAGCCGACGUAGCACUACCAUUCCUCCAAGCAAUCGAUCGUCCAGAAGGUUUACUGCUCGACCGAUAUGCACACUGCUACGCCGACACCCAAAUAAAGUCCUUGGAUCAAGCCAAGGCAUCUCUUCGUAAAUGGAUUGAUCGUGUCGAUUUCAAGACGCUAGAUAUUUCAAACGAUCCUGCUCAACAAGGCUUUCAAGAAGGAUCUUACGACCUUAUCAUUGCUUCGCAGACACAUCAAGAACCUAGCUCCAUUGAUGAGUCUUUGAGCAACUGGCGAAAGCUUUUGAAGCCUCGCGGUAGGCUGGUUCUUGCUGCGUUACCGGUCCAAGAUGGACAGAAAGAUGCUGUUGUCCUGCCAGGGGUCGAUUGGCACGCCCGCUUAGAGCAUCACAGCUUCCAGAAAGUAGUGUCAGAUCACGAUGACCCUGCCACAGGAUCUCGCAUGAUCGUCGCUAUAGCCAAUGAGGAGCAUUCUUUGCCGAGAGGGGACUUGUCUUCGAUUUGCAUCAUCUCACAGUCCCAGUCGGACGAACAGUUUGCAUCUCUUACUGAUUCUAUCAUGGCCCAAAUGACAAAACAGGGGUUCCCCUGCUAUUUGGGCGACUGGUCAUCUGAGCCAGUCAACAUUGAUGCCAUCCACAUUGUCCUUGAUAAUGCAGCCGACCCUAUCCUUGGUUCACCGAGUGCAGACAAAUUCGCCCAAAUUGUUUCCCUCGUCACGAGAGCGAAGAACGUACUGUGGCUCAGCUGUCAAGAGAGCGGCGCGGAUACCCACAAUCCAGCCAAGGGAAUGAUCAGCGGCCUCGCCAGAGUUGUGCGGCGAGAGAAUUCGGCUAUGCGAUUCGUUACGCUCGAUGUCCAAGACGACGUACUAUCGAGCUCGGAAGUCUUGGUGUCUCGGAUCUCAGAUAUCGUCAAAAGGUCCUUUGCCACUCCCAUUAGCAUGUCACGAUCGGAUGAGGAUGAGUACACCUUCAGGAACGGCCAGCUUCUCAUUCCCAGAGUCCAUGCAGAUGCCAAGUUCGACGACUGGGUCAAGAGAGCAAUCUACGCGCAAGGUAUAGAAGUUGGGCCUUUCCAAAGAGCGGAAAGGCCCCUCAAGCUCGAGGUUGAGACGCCGGGCCUUCUAAGCAGUCUUCGCUUCAUCGACGAUGAAACACCAUCAAAGUCCCUACAGCCAUUCGAGUUGGAGCUUGAGGCCAGGGCAUACGGCGUCAACUUCAAGGAUGUCUUUAUCGCCAUGGGCCAGAUGAUACCGGGUGUGACCAUGGCUGGCGAGUGUGCCGGCGUUGUUCGCAAGGUGGGCUCUGCGAUCGAGGACAAGUUUAGCGUCGGAGAUCGCGUAUGCGGUAUCUUCGCAGAGCCCUUCUCUAGUCAUCCACGGAUCGACGGAAAUUUCAGUUGUCACCUUCCAGAGAGCAUGCCCUACUCCGUCGGCGCAUCCAUCCCUGUCAUCUUUUGCACCGCAUACCACUGCAUCGUCGAGGUCGCUCGCCUUGAGCGUGGAGAUACUAUCCUCAUCCACGCCGCUUCCGGUGGUGUUGGUCAAGCAGCUAUCCAGCUUGCUCAAAAAAUCGGAGCCGAGAUCUUCUGUACGGUGGGCAGCAGCGCGAAGCGUCAACUGCUCAUUGAAACAUUCAAUAUCCCGCCGGACCACAUCUUCUCGUCUAGGCUUCGGACGUUCAAGCAGGGCAUCCUGCGGCUUACUGAGAACAAGGGUGUCAAUUGCGUCCUGAAUUCGUUGUCCGGCGAAUCACUCCAUGACUCAUUUGCUGUCCUUGCACCGCUGGGAACCUUUGUAGAGAUUGGAAAAUCUGACAUUUAUCGGAAAAACGAAAUCAGCAUGGUUCCCUUCGACAAUAGUGUCACCUUUGCUGCUGUGGAUCUGACGGUCAUAGCCCGGCUGAAGCCGACCAAGAUGCGAGAAACACUCGAAAAAGUACUCUCCCUGUUCGCGGAGGGCAUUUUAAAGCCUGUGGCUCCCAUAACGGCCAUGCCCAUGACAGACAUCGAGGACGCAUUCCGUCUGAUCCAGUCAAGGAAGCACACCGGCAAGGUCGUUCUCGUUUGCGAUGAUCAGACGCAGGUAAAGUCAACCGUUGCACGUCCUAAGCCUCUUAAGCUGGAUAAGAAUGGCACAUAUGUCAUCUCUGGAGGCCUCGGAGACCUCGGGCGGAGGAUUGCCAAGUUCCUCGCAGCUCACGGUGCGGGACAUGUGGUAACACUAUCUCGUCGCAAGCUCCUGGAGGAAGACCAGCUUGAGUUGGAGGAAGAAUUGCAAGCCCUAGGAGCGGAGCUGCACAUCAUCCGCUGCGAUAUCACAGAUCGAGAGUCAGUGCAAUCGGCCGCUGCCGAAUGUGCAGAGAAACUGCCCCGAGUGAGAGGAGUCGUCCAUGCAGGAAUGGUCCUGAGGGAUCACCCUUUCGAGAUCAUGUCCCACGAUGACUACAUGACUUCGAUCAAGCCCAAGGUCCAGGGAACUCAAAAUCUCGACGAUGCCUUCUGUGCUUUUGACUCCCUUGACUUCUUCAUCAUGCUAUCGUCCAUUACUGCAAUCCUUGGAAAGUCAGGGCAGUCCAACUAUGCCGUAGGCAACGCCUACCAGGAUGCCUUUUCUCAUAGCAAAAAGGGAUCAAGCUGCAGAUACAUCGCCCUGAACCUAGGUGCAGUCGAUGGAUCGUUGGCAAUCACGUCGCUCCCUCCUGCACAGCAAGACGCCAUGCAACGGGGAUCAGUCCUCAUGUCGUUCGAUGAGGUUUUUACAGUCUUGACCUACGCUAUGAGCGCGCAGGCCAACGAGUAUGAUCUCCACCAGUUGAUUCUUGGCUUUGACCGAAAGUCGAUGGAGGCGGUGCAUGAUGAGAUGGCCCUUGCGAAUCCCAUCUUUAGCCAGAUUCCUUACCUGGAGAAGGAAGGAGAACCGGCCAAGGAAGCCGCUACGGAUAUUGGAAAGUUGCUCCAACAAGCGACCACGCCCGAUGAGGUCAAGAACAUUGUUGUUGGCGGUAUUUGCCAACGAUUCGCCAUGUUCACUGCCACUCCCGUUGAAGACAUCAGUCCGGACGACUCAAUGGAGAGUUUCGGUCUCGACUCCCUCGUUGCCAUAGAGUUGAAAAACUUCCUCUCUCGCACUUUUCAGGCGACACUGCAGACAUCCGAGGUUCUUGAUGCUGUCAACAUUUUGAGUUUGGCCAAGAUCAUCAUACUCAGGUCCAAGCUCGUCCCCAAAGACACAGAGGCGGCGGUGGUGGAGAAGGAAGACGUCGCCACGGCCGAGAAAGUCUCGGACCUUGUUAUCGAAAGUGCAGCUCCCGGCGCGAACCACAACUUCCAUUGCUGUCGAGCUUCCAAUACCCUCCACAAGAUGCCUCUCGUUGACUUUGAUGUCAUGUUCGAAGACUACCUGGAGAAGUCAAGGAUGUUCUUUUCCGUCGAGGACUUCAAGACUCUCGAGAAUGAUGUGGCCGAAUUCAGAAAGCCAGGCAGCAUUGGUCGGAAGUUCUAUAGUCGUCUGUAUGAGCAGGCACACGACCCUGAAAUUGAGAACUGGCAGGAAAAGUACUUCCUACAGAGUAUGUACCUUCAGAGACGCAUGCCGCUAGCACCUUUCAACAACUUCAUGGCCUUUCACCCUCUCGGAGAGAUGGGCCAUACUCAAGCGGAACGGGCAGCCAUGAUUGCAAGCAUCGCCUUCCAAUGCAAGCAGGAUCUCGAAGCAGAUCGAUGGGAGCCCAUGGCAUACAUGUUCACGGCCAAUUGCACCGAUCUUUGGCAGUACAUCUUCAAUACGGCUCGGUUACCUGGUGUUCCGUUCGAUCGAAUGGCGAAAUUUCCUAGCAACGACCACAUGGCGGUGCUCUAUCGUGGACACAUCUACAAGGUUGAGCUCAGGGAUCGAGACCAAAAUGUUUCUGUUGAAACAUUGACCAAGACUUUCAAUUCUCUCUUGAAUCAGCAAGAUCUUGAUGACAACUGGACAAGUAUCCUUGGGACCGACGACCGCACUUCGUGGACGGAGAGCCGAAAAGCCCUGAUUGAGCUUGAUGAAACCAACAAAGAGACAGUAGACAUGGUAGAGGCUGCUGCUUUUCUCGUCUGUCUCGACGACACAGAACCUGCACAUGCAGAGGCAAGAAUUAACAACAUGAUGAUGCUCAAUGGUUUCAACCGAUGGGUUGACAAGUCCAUCGCGUUCGUGGUGUGCAAGAACGCGACUUCUGGCACAUAUGUCGAGCACACGAUGAUUGAUGCAAUGACUCUUUUCGCGAUGCAAACUGCCAUUGUCGAAGGUAUUAUGACCUACAAGCCCCAAAGAGAGGCCAAUGGGCAUAUCAAUAGCGUUGCCGCCACACCGAGAGAGUUCACACUCAGGACAACACCGGCAUUGGACGCACGCAUCCAACACGUGCGGCAGCGUUUUGAGGAUGACAUUUCGAAGUUUGGAUACAGAGACAUCGUGCUCUCCGACUUUGGGAAAGACAUCCUGCUCAACCGCCACCUUCCCAUCAAAGGCGUCUUCGACCUCAUGGGCCUGCUCGCCAACUACUACUACUACGGCUACAACGCCCAGUCCUGGGAGGCCGUCUCCAUGUCGCACUACCACAAGGGCCGGCCUGACAUCGUGCAAGUCAACACGCCUAUCACUGCGCAAUUUUGCAUCAUUGCCGAUGACCAGAGUGUACCGGCGGGCAAGCGGUUCGAGCUGAUGGUUGAGGCCGCGAAUGCCCGGAACCAAAUCAUCAAGGAAGCAUUCACGGCGGGCCGUUGCUAUCAGCGUACGCUCAGGGCCCUCGAGCUUUGCGCGGAAGAGGGCGAAGAAUUGCCUAGUCUCUUCAAGAAUCCGCUUUACGAGCAGACUGUUGAGCCCAACCAGAUGUUUUCCAAUACGGAUGGGCUUUCUCCCGAGUCUUGUUUUAUCAUGCAGAACCCCAACAGGUUCUGGAUGACGUACUACGUCACUGAUGCAGGAGCUCAUUUCUCCGUGGUUACCGGGAAGGAAGAGGUCAUUGCGUGGGCAGACUGUUUGCAACGUGCCUCCUCGGUGUUGAAGACGUUGAUUGACUUGGUAUGA